GGACUCGUCCGCAGCCCCGUCGCCAACCGCCCGUCAGCGUCACGCAUGGGCGCGCCGAGCCCAUCAUGCCGGAGUCCCUGCGCGCGGAGUCCGCGUCCUCCACGCGCGCGCCGCUGCUCCUGCUGCUGCCCCUGCUGCUGCUGCCCCUGCUGCUGCUGCGCAUCCAGGGCAGCGCCGCGCAACAUUUCCUCCACCUGCGCCCCGUGCCCAGCGAGGAGCUGCCCCUCACCGACCUCAUCGAGUACCCGGACCCCGAGCUCGACCCCAAGACCAAGGACCUGGACGAGAGGGUGCUGAGGAGGCUUCUGGGCAGCCACUUCGAUCCGACCUUCAUGUCCGUGGCGGCUCCGGGCGAAGUCCGCGGACUCGCCAAGAACGCCAGCGAGCCCGGCGAGCAGCACGGCCGAGGGGCAGCGGCCGCGCGGCGCGAGCGCGCGAUGCCGAGCGAGAUCAGGGACAUGGACUUCGCGCGUGCCGCUUGGCCGGACCCCAGGGGCUCGCGAGCCGGCGCCCUGGGCAGGAAGGCGCGGCGCAAGAUGCAGCUCUUCCUGUGGGCCUACACCCAGUGCCCCGUGGCCUACGCGUGGAAGGAUCUGGGAGGCCGCUUCUGGCCUCGCUACGUGCGCGAGGGCAGCUGCCAGAGCGGUCGCUCGUGCUCCAUCCCCGCGGGCAUGAGCUGCAAGGCGCAGCGCUCCACCAGCAAGGCCAUCCUGCGCUGGUAUUGCCGUGGGUGGGGCGCGCACAGGAACUGCACGUGGCUGAAGAUCCAGUAUCCCAUCAUAGCCGAGUGCAGAUGCUCCUGCUGAGCCACUUCUGGAUGGAUGAAUGGAUGACGAAGAUCUCCCCGUCUCUCUCUCUCUCUCUCCGCGCCACGCGCUCUCGCGGGGUGCCACGUCGCACGUGCGGGCGCGCGCGCUCCGGAUGCCGCCUGGAAUUCGCUCGUCGCUCCAUCUCUGCUUUGGUCGUCCCGGACAUUCCCUUACGACCGUGCGCGUGUGUGGUAUGUCUGCCAACACGGAGCGAGCCGAGUUCGACUCUCGCGAACGGCCAACACCAGUGACC
This is a messenger RNA of Petromyzon marinus (sea lamprey), 1062 nucleotides long. RefSeq names its product noggin-2-like. Lineage: Eukaryota; Metazoa; Chordata; Hyperoartia; Petromyzontiformes; Petromyzontidae. Gene Ontology annotation, biological process: negative regulation of BMP signaling pathway; negative regulation of cell differentiation; osteoblast differentiation. The record is from RefSeq and is a predicted model, not a curated record.